Molecule: messenger RNA, 1108 nt
Organism: Ceutorhynchus assimilis (cabbage seed weevil)
Lineage: Eukaryota; Metazoa; Arthropoda; Insecta; Coleoptera; Curculionidae
Source: the annotation of a GenBank genome assembly
AGAAAAUUGAAAACUUCCAGUGUCUUCCAGAAACAAUGCCGUGCCGGGGGCCAAACGCAAAUUUGUUUUGAUGUUCAGUGAGAUUUGAGUACCAAAGUUCAUCAUAGAUGUCGCCUACUUCGGGAGCUUUCGCGAAUUGCAUGUAGGUGAAUGGCGGACAUUUUCAACAUCUAAUAAGAUAACAGAACUUGCCACAGCACAGCGCACGCUUCUCGCCCGCCCAUUCGCCCCAUCAUCAUUUUUCCAUUCACUGAUCAAAAUAAAAGUGAAGAAGGUGUCACGCCAUCGCCAAGCCAAGCCAAACUAGCCCGCCGAGCCGCCAAAAGUAAUUUUUGUAGUGAACGUUGCACGUGCAGUUGAACAAAUUUCACAUCUUUUUUAAGUAGAUAUAGCAACAUGACUUCCACUAACGUAUUCAUGGGAUUGGCAGACAAAAACUCUAGCAAAGUCUUGAAACCUCCAGGUGGAGGUCACACUGAUAUAUUCGGUGCCCCUGAACCACCAGUAAGAAAGAACAAUGGCCGCAAUGCUUCCUCCAUUCUAGAAGGUACCAAUGUGGAUAAACCCACUACUCCCACUAGUCCCACUACCCCGACUAAGGCAGCUGCACCAGCUUCUGUUCAAGAAAAAACCCUUCCUUCACCUACACAGGCUGCUCCGCCCAGUCGCCCUAGAGUGCCCCCAGGUGGACACUCAUCAGGACCAUUGUGGUAAAAUGACUAUCUACACCCUUAUAUACCGAUUACUGUACUUAUUAAUUGAAUAUUUAUUUGCUUGCUUCAACCAUCACGUUCUUUGCCUUAAUAAAAUGUUAUGUUUGUGGUAAUUGAAAUUAAUUAUGCAGUGAUAUUUUUAUAUACCAAAUUUCUAAUGUACUGUUUCCUGUCUCUGCAGCUGUGAGCUUUGACUUUUAAACAUAAUUUUUUCAACUAAUUUUUUUGAUAUUUAAAUGUAAUACAACGCUAAUGAAACAUUGUCCAAUCUAGACUGUCUACAAAAUAUAAAAUUGUACGUAAAUUUUGUAAGAAGUACCAAAACUACCCAUGGGUUUUUUACAAGCUUUUGAUAAAUAUGUUGUUUUAAAAUAAAAUCAAUUUGUAAUAAUCAA